Molecule: messenger RNA, 573 nt
Organism: Phyllostomus discolor (pale spear-nosed bat)
Lineage: Eukaryota; Metazoa; Chordata; Mammalia; Chiroptera; Phyllostomidae
Product: ADP-ribosylation factor 1-like
Biological process (GO): vesicle-mediated transport; intracellular protein transport
Cellular component (GO): cytoplasm; plasma membrane
Molecular function (GO): GTP binding; GTPase activity
Source: RefSeq, a predicted model, not a curated record
AUGUGAGUUCUCAUGAUGGGCCUGGACCCUGCGGAGAAAACCACCAUGCUGUAUAACCUAAAGCUGAAUGAGAUUGUGACCGCCAUCCCCACCACAGGUUUCAACGUGGAAGCUGGGGGGUGUAAGAACAUCAGCUUCACCGUGUGGGACGUGGAUGGCGUCUGUGGCACCACUACUUCUCACCUUGUGAUAGACAGCGAUGACAGAGAGUGCAUGAACGAGGCCCAAGAGGAGCUCCUGCAGAUGCUGCUGCCAGCAGAGGAAGAGCUCAGGGAUGCCGUCCUACUCGUGUUCACAAACAAGCUGGACCUCCCCCAAAGCCUGGAAUGCGCGAGAGCACAGACAAGCUGGGCCCGCAUCCUCUGCCCUCAGGCCACCUUUGUUGCCAAUGGGGACUGGUUCUAUGAGGGACGGGACUGGAUGUCCGAUCAGCUGGGGAACCAGAAGUGCGCCGCACUUCUCUGCCCGCUCACUCCUUCCUUCAUCACCUCUUUCCUUCGGGUGGCAGUGUGCCUCUGUGGUGUGAGGGCCAGAAGCUGUCUCCAGGGUUGGUCCCAGGAUGCUUCACCAUGA